Messenger RNA from Spirodela intermedia, 258 nucleotides. NCBI's taxonomy places the organism in Eukaryota, Viridiplantae, Streptophyta, Magnoliopsida, Alismatales, Araceae. The record is from the annotation of a GenBank genome assembly.
AUGUCGUACGACGAUGUGGAGAUCGAGGACAUGGAGUGGAACGAGGAGCUGCAGGCGUUCACGUACGCGUGCCCCUGUGGGGAUAUCUUCCAGAUCACGCGAGAGGAGCUCCGCGCCGGGGAGGAGAUUGCCCGGUGCCCUAGCUGCUCCCUCUACAUAACCGUCAUCUACAACCAGGAGGACUUCGCCGACGCCCCUGAGAAGGAGAAGGAGAAGGGCAUGGAGCCCCCCAAGCAGCAGCCUAUUUCCGUCGCCUAA